Molecule: messenger RNA, 740 nt
Organism: Seminavis robusta
Lineage: Eukaryota; Bacillariophyta; Bacillariophyceae; Naviculales; Naviculaceae
Source: the annotation of a GenBank genome assembly
UACAAGCAGCCCAUUAUGGACGACCAGGAUGAAGUCGAUGACAGAGACGAUGUGGAAGAAGGCCCCUCAAAGGACGAAUGGAAUGCAGUCAGAAAGCAAUUGAAGGAUGACGUGCUGUCAGGUGUUAUUCCACACGUGCUAAAAGAAAUGCGCCCAGCCGCUGUCUAUCAGAUGUAUGCGGACGCAGCAAAUCCCAUUAUUGCGUGUGUAGACUAUACCAACAAACGACAAAAUGCGAAGUUCACUCUAAUGCUUCGAACUCUUCGCAACAAGCAUGCAGAUGGUGAUCUUGUAAAUGAAGACAAAGCCGAGCCAAUCGUAUGGCGCAAGUCAGCAGCCAAACAGUUCCUCAAAAGGGCAUUCCGGGAAGGCCUCAUUCCAGACAAUAUUUCCACAAACGAAGAUAUGGAGGAAAUUUGGAAUGACCUUUGCUGCGUUUGCGAGAUUGGAGUUUGAUGCUGCUUUCAUUCGUAGACUCGAAGGGGUGAGAGAUGACUAUCAAAAAAAAAUGGUGAGGCGUGACAAUGAUCUAGCCGCCUACUUCACAGCAAAACAGAACCAUCCAACACCAGAAUUCAACAGUCGUGGGGAGCCACAGUGGAAUGGGUCUCAAGCCCAGAAAGACUUGAAAGUGCUUGUUGCUGGUGGAGACCACAAGGGGAAAAAACCAAAAGAGCUCUGGGAGAAUUCUCAGGCAUAUCAGGUGUACCCCCUUGCUAUUUUCAGAGACCACAUCUACC